Poecilia latipinna (sailfin molly) is the source of this 688-nucleotide messenger RNA. RefSeq names its product barttin CLCNK type accessory subunit beta (gene bsnd). Gene Ontology annotation, cellular component: basolateral plasma membrane. NCBI's taxonomy places the organism in Eukaryota, Metazoa, Chordata, Actinopteri, Cyprinodontiformes, Poeciliidae. Gene Ontology annotation, biological process: chloride transport. Bases 30 to 368 code for a protein of 112 amino acids. Gene Ontology annotation, molecular function: chloride channel regulator activity. The transcript has 3 exons. The record is from RefSeq and is a predicted model, not a curated record.
CUUGUGGGCUGCAGCAGAGGUUCACAGCGAUGGCAGAGGGGAAGCCUUACCGGUACGGACUCAUAGUGGCCGGCCUCUCUGUGGUUGCCGUGGGCAUGUUCCUCAUGAUGCGGGAGCGCCCGCACGUCUACGUGACGAUGUGCGUCGUCGGGGUCACCAUGGUCUGUGCUGGGACAGUGUGGAGCCUCUGCCAGUGCUAUCCCAAGAUCGUCGUGACGCCCGUGAUUCACAAGGAAAGCCUGGAGGAUCUGAUGUGCUCUGCCAGAGAUGAGAGGCAUGCCGGGUGUCGGCCGGGUUCCUGCGGCCAAAAGUCGGACGGCGUGCCGACGAAUGAGAGCCGCAGCUGUCCCACGCUGCACCUGGUCUGAAGGAGGGAGCGAAGCGAACCCCACAAACUUCACUGGGUCAAAAACACAAGCAACUCAGGACUGAAGCCGAAUGACAGAACCAGCAACACACACAAAAAAAAUAAUAUAAUAUAUGUAAUAGAACAAGUCUUGUGCUGCUAUUGAAAGGAAAUUAUCCUGCGUGGGUGGGUUCUGUUGUCAUGGGAAAUGAUUUAAUGAACGUGUUUUACGUGGUAGUCCCAGCAGAUGGCGCUGUUUACAGAGAAAAAGAAGGAUUUGUAAUAUUAUUAUUCCACCUGAAGAAAUGUGCGUGUUUUUAAAAAAUACAUUUCCCAAAACAG